AUGAUCGAGACCAAGAGAAACUACUUCCCUAGAGGUGGUUGGGAUACACACCACCACAUUUUUGAUCCCUCAUUUCCGUAUAGCCCGGACCGACAUCUCACCCCGCCACCAGCAACGAUUGACGCAUUUACCGAUUUCAAGAAGAGGCUUGGCAUUACAAAGUCAGUCCUCACACAUGGAUUAUCAUAUGGAGAUGACUGCAGCUCUUUGAAAGCUUUCAUACCAGAACUUGGCCCCGAGACCACCAAGGCCAUUGGUGUCAUUGAGCCCGAGACGACUAGCGAUGACGAGAUCAUGGCAAUGCACAAGGCUGGCGUCCGAGGAGUCCGAGUGAAUCUGUACCAAUAUCGCGCCAUGGCAGAUGUUGAGCUACAAAAGAUUGCGCUGUCAGCUCAUGCUGCCAGAAUAAAGAAGUUGUCCCUUCCGUGGAGUCUUACAAUGACCACAAUCUACCCCGAGUUCUGGAGUAAACUUCAGCCUUUUGUGGAGGAAAAUAUCAGUCGAGAUGGGAUCCCGCUGAUUACAGAUCAUUUUGCCCUUCUCAAAGGGCCCAGUAUGCUACCUGCCGAAUAUCGCGAUGACCCAACCACCCAGCCUGGGUUCGAGCCAAUCAUGAACAUGGUUCGCACAGGCAGGCUUUACGUCAAACUCAGUGCUCCGUAUCGUGUCAGUGAGCAAAAGCCGCACUAUUCUGACCUCAAAUUCUUGGUGCGCGCCUUUGUCGAUGCCAAUCCGAACCAGAUCCUGUGGGGAAGCGACUGGCCUCACACGCCCAGAAUGAAAGUGCGUACACAUGAAGAGGCCAUGGCGGAAACACCAUUCAUGGAUGUUGAUGACGAGGCGUGGCUCCAGAGCUUGAGAUCAUGGCUUUCGGAUGAGGAAUGGGACAAAGUCAUGGUGGAGAAUCCAAGUAAUCUCUUUGGACAGUAG
Molecule: messenger RNA, 930 nt
Organism: Pestalotiopsis fici W106-1
Lineage: Eukaryota; Fungi; Ascomycota; Sordariomycetes; Amphisphaeriales; Sporocadaceae
Exons: 2
Coding region: 1-930 (309 amino acids)
Molecular function (GO): hydrolase activity
Source: RefSeq, a predicted model, not a curated record